AUACCCAAAAAAAUCUAUCAGAAGAUCUGGAUUAUAUAUAGCUUGUCUCCCUAAUAGAUCAGUAUGGCUACAUCUACCUUGACACCUAUGGUUUCUGUUUUCUCACCCAUACAAUGGGAGGGUUUCUAAAUUCCUAAGACUUCAUGAUUUUAGUGAGUGUCUCCAAGUAGUUUCCUCUAUACUUCUACUUGUUGGUUGAUAAGCUACAUGAAAUGCUUUUUCUAUCCAUCAGAAUUUCCUCACAUAUUUUCAAGCUCUUUAAGGUAGUAUGCUAUUUUCAAUUUGUCAUUCUUUCAGAGAUACAGUAAUUUGAAGAAGUGAUACAGCAAAAGUGAAAUGACCCUCAGUAUUAAAGUUUGAUUCUGACAAUAUCUAAAUAUCACAUGAAAGGCAAAUUAGCAUUUGGAUUAUUAUGUAAAUGUUGAAUUCACAUGAUAAAUCAUUAAGUGUCUUGAGAAGUCUAUGAUUUAUUAACUAAAGCAUUGACUUUAAUCAGUAAUUUUUUCUGAUAUAAUAUCUGGCAAGGAUGAGAAAUUUGUUCAUUCGUAACGCUCCUCCUCUAAAAUUCUGAUGUUUUUAUGAAGUUAUUUGGCAUUGUUAGGUAACCUAGGAAGGAAAUAGAAGGCCCUUUUGCUCAGGAAACAGAGGGCAUAAACACUCUUUCACUGUGUUUUGCUUUUCAGCAUUCUUUAUGACUUUCUGAUGAAUGUGAAAAAAAAUCCCAAGACCAUUUAAAGCCUGUUUUUAAAGGAUAGUUUGUUAUGAAACUAUAGGCUAUAACUGCAGUAAAAUCACAUGCCGUUGGCCCCAUCCUUCCCAUUCCAACCCAGGACCAUAGAACUCUCUCACUACAUUUUGAAAUACCUUCAUGGAAUUUUGAAAUGCUAUACUUGCGUAGAUCUUUGAGGCUACACCAGUGCUAGAAAAGUUAUGAAACCUAGCUCUGCACUUCCUAUUAGUUAGUUCUUCACCAUGUCAGACAGAAGAUGUGUGCGUGUCUGGUGUCUAAAUACAGACUUUUAGGUUUUACCCAUAAAUCAGAGAUCCAAAUAAUUGCUCCACAAGCAGGAAAAAAGUAUGAUUAAUCAGAAGAAUAAAAGGCACUGCUGGAUGUUGUUGGAAAAAAGUCCUUUAUGGGGGGCUGCAGCAGUACCUGUCCAAAGAUCACUGUUGUUCCACCUUAUUUGAAAAGAAGCACGACCCCACAGGUUGAUCAGAAUGUAUCUAACGAAGAGGCUCAGGGAAUAAAUGGAAAAACGCCCGCGAAACACUCAGCUGCAAGUCCAAAGCCACAAGUGCCUCCAAAGCCAUUGCAUCUGCAGAAUUCACCUUCGUCCAAUAUACACCAAACCCCCAGGCAUAAAGCUUUAUCUAGUGAGAAACCAAGGAUGGAGGAAGUUAAACCUGCCUCUGCUUCUUGUGUCUCAAAAGAAAAACCCAGUAAGGUAUCAGAUCUCAUCAGUCGCUUUGAAGGAGGCAGCACAUUAUCAAAUUACAGUGAUUUGAAGAAAGAUUCUGGUGUGAACCUGAAUGUUCCUAGGACCCCAGGAAGGCACGGACUGGCAACCACCCCUCAGCAAAAGCUCCUCUCCCAGCACCCACCACCGAAGCUAGAAAAUGACACUGAUCCAACUCAGGGUGUACAGACUGGUGUGGCUAAUGGUGUGAUAGCUGCACAAAACGAAUGGGAGGAGGAUAAAGCGGCCACUCUUAGCCCAGAAACUCCAGUUCAAGCUCUGGAACCCUUGCUUGCUGUGAGCCUAGUGAACGGAGAAGGAGAGGAGGAAUCGACCACAGGCCCUGCAUCUCCCACAGCAAAGGAUGAUGACGGAAAUACUGCUGACAGUAGCUGCAGGACUCCCAGGGUCAGCCAGGUGCUCCCCCUGGAAGAAGGAAGGGCAGACACGGACGCCCAGGUGCAAGAGCGGGAAGAUGGAGAAAGCCCUCUGGAAUCGGACCAGCUGGACCCGCACCCCGAGAUGAAGGAAACUAAUGAGCAAAAACUUCACAAAAUAGCCAACGAACUUUUGCUUACAGAAAGAGCUUAUGUCAACCGACUUGACCUCUUAGAUCAGGUAUUUUACUGCAAAUUAUUAGAAGAAGCAAAUCGAGGCUCAUUUCCAGCAGAGAUGGUGAAUAAAAUCUUUUCUAAUAUUUCAUCAAUAAAUGCCUUCCAUAGUAAAUUCCUAUUGCCAGAGCUGGAAAAACGAAUGCAAGAAUGGGAAACAACCCCUAGAAUUGGUGACAUCCUUCAGAAAUUGGCACCAUUCCUUAAGAUGUAUGGAGAAUAUGUGAAAGGAUUUGAUAACGCAAUGGAAUUGGUUAAAAACAUGACCGAGCGUAUUCCCCAGUUCAAAUCAGUAGUUGAAGAAAUUCAGAAACAGAAGAUCUGUGGGAGCUUGACUUUGCAGCAUCACAUGCUGGAGCCUGUUCAGCGGAUUCCCCGGUAUGAGAUGCUCCUGAAGGACUACCUGAGGAAGUUGCCCCCUGAUUCUCCAGACUGGAAUGAUGCUAAAAAAUCACUUGAAAUUAUAUCUACAGCAGCAAGCCAUUCUAAUAGUGCAAUAAGAAAAAUGGAGAACCUAAAGAAACUGUUAGAGAUUUAUGAAAUGUUGGGAGAGGAGGAAGACAUUGUAAAUCCUUCAAAUGAACUAAUAAAAGAGGGACAAAUCCUCAAACUUGCUGCUCGGAACACAUCAGCACAAGAACGCUACCUUUUCUUAUUCAACAACAUGUUGCUGUACUGUGUACCAAGAUUCAGCUUGGUGGGCUCUAAAUUCACAGUUCGAACCAGGGUUGGCAUCGAUGGAAUGAAAAUUGUGGAGACUCACAAUGAAGAAUAUCCACACACUUUCCAGGUGUCUGGGAAAGAGAGAACACUGGAAUUGCAAGCCAGUUCUGAGCAAGACAAAGAAGAAUGGAUUAAGGCUCUUCAAGAGACCAUUGAUGCUUUCCAUCAGAGGCAUGAAACCUUCAGAAAUGCAAUUGCAAAGGAUAAUGACAUGCAGUCAGAAGUUUCUACUGCUGAGCUGGGAAAAAGAGCUCCGAGAUGGAUCCGAGAUAACGAAGUAACGAUGUGUAUGAAAUGCAAAGAGUCUUUCAAUGCACUGACAAGAAGAAGGCAUCAUUGUCGAGCAUGUGGACAUGUGGUUUGUUGGAAGUGUUCUGAUUACAAAGCUCAACUUGAGUACGAUGGUGGAAAAUUAAACAAAGUUUGUAAAGACUGUUAUCAAAUAAUAAGUGGAUUCACAGAUAGUGAAGAAAAAAAAAGAAAAGGAAUUUUAGAGAUUGAAUCAGCAGAAGUAUCUGGAAACAGUGUAGUGUGCAGCUUUCUUCAGUAUAUGGAGAAGUCAAAACCUUGGCAGAAAGCUUGGUGUGUGAUCCCCAAACAAGACCCUCUUGUGCUGUACAUGUACGGUGCCCCCCAGGACGUCCGAGCCCAGGCCACCAUUCCACUCCUCGGCUAUGUUGUGGACGAUCUGCCAAAGAGUGCAGACCUGCCCCACAGUUUCAAACUGACCCAGUCCAAGUCUGUGCACAGCUUUGCUGCAGACAGUGAGGAACUGAAACAGAAGUGGCUGAAAAUCAUCUUUUUAGCUGUCACAGGUGAGACACCAGAUGGUCCCAACAAGCAUCCAGCCACCUUGGAUGAUCAUGCUGAACCUAAGAAAAAAUUAGAAUGCUGAACUCCAGGACCACCCAUGACAUGGAGGUCUCAAGAUUUACAGCCCAAGACAUUCCCAGCCCUCCUUAUUCAUCUCUUAGCACUUUAUGUUGGAAAAUAUAGGCUCAUAAAUGCAUCUUUUGAGGGACUAUUUUCCUAUGUUUCUGUACCCUUAGUGAAACUGAUGUGCAGAGCCAUUCUACCGAUAAAAGUUUGAAAUAAUGUGAAAAUGGAGCAUUUUUUAAUGAGCUAUUCCUUGCAUAUGUACUUUUGUCUUGAAGAAGAUGGUAUCAAUGGAUUCUAUCACUAUCAGGUUAGAAUAGGCCACUUGCUUCUAAGGUCCUUCCAUGUCUUCUCCCUCACAGGUAGGACUUGUAAUAGUUUGAAAGAUAUACCUCCAUGUUGCCAAAAUAGAUCCGUGGUAUUAAAAAAAAAAAAAUACAGGGACAGUUUAGGCGAUUAACUUAUUUAAUUUAGUUUAUAAAGCUCAAGCUGCAUAAACAAUGUAAGGUCUUUUAAAACAAAAAGGACAAAUUGUUGACAUUCAAACUUUCAACUUAUUAAGAAAAGAUAGUACUUGUUUUUGUAGAAAUAUUCCUAAGAAGAAACUAUCUCAAGUAUAUAGCAAUUAUGUGUAUAUAGUAUUAAAUAUGGAUAUAAUUAUAUUAUACAUGCUUUUCUCUUCAGCUUUAGGUUCAUAUUUGUCUCUAAUUUAUUUUUUAAAUAUAAAGCAUGUUUUAUCUUGGAUUUGAACAAUUUCAGAAAUGUUUUUGGUGGUUUAUGUUUAACUGAUUGACAUCUAAGGGUAUUGAUAUUUUUAUAAUAAGAAAAAGCAGUAAUUUAUGUGGCAUGGGAUAUAUUAGUUCCAACAGUAUUUUUAAAGUACUAUUUUUUUCGUUCUGUGCCUAUUUAAAACAGUGCCUCUCUUUGAAGGUGCUAAUAAUACCUAUUUAAAUAUAUAAUGAGGGUUUAAUUAAUGCUUCAGUCUUGAGUAUUUGGCCACUGGGGUGGUCGAAGUCACACAGGUUAUUUUACCUUUCACAGUCCUGCAAUUGUUGCAGCAGUUAAUAUCAGCAUGUGCAAAAAUGUUCACAGAAACCUAAACUGUACAAGAUACCUGACUUUAUAUAGAACUGGGACAUAUGGAAACUGCGUUUAUUGUAAUGUUUUUCUAUUCUGUAAGGCUAUUAAGCAUGGUUAAAUGAGGACUAUACAUAAUUAACACUUAGAUAACUAUGUGGGCCUAUGCCUUCAUCAGAUGGGAAACGAAAUUCACAUGUGUUAACCUGUGUUUGAGGGGCAGGUAAAUAGAAAUUAGAGGGAGUUUAUGCUCAACUCUUUAAACCACCUCAGUGAAGAAAAGGAGGGGGAAAACACAGUAAUGAAAAGCAAUAUUUUAAUAGCAGGUUUGGGAGGUACAAGAUGUUUGAAGAGAGUCUGAGCAUUUUUUCCCAUCAUUUGGGGAAUUCUUAAUAGUCAAAACAUGAUUUCUUAUCACAAAGGCUGCUCUUCAUUAUAUUGUGGUUGUGAUUAAGAUCUCACAUUAAAUUGGCUAUUUAAGUUAAUCUUUUUCUCAGAUUAGGUAUUUUUUUACCCAUUUACCCUGUUAAGCCCCAAACAUUAUCACUUUUAAAUGCCUAAGUCUGCUAGAAAUCCACAAGAAUGACCCCACUGUCUUGGCUUUUGAAAAUUAUCUUUUUUUUUUUUAAGAUUUUAUUUAUUUCUUUGACAGACAGAGAUCACAAGUAA
Mustela erminea (ermine) is the source of this 5413-nucleotide messenger RNA. It is a transcript of the gene FGD4, whose product is annotated as FYVE, RhoGEF and PH domain containing 4. The record is from RefSeq and is a predicted model, not a curated record. Lineage: Eukaryota; Metazoa; Chordata; Mammalia; Carnivora; Mustelidae. The transcript has 17 exons. Bases 1134 to 3686 code for a protein of 850 amino acids. Gene Ontology annotation, biological process: filopodium assembly; cytoskeleton organization. Gene Ontology annotation, molecular function: guanyl-nucleotide exchange factor activity; metal ion binding. Gene Ontology annotation, cellular component: cytoplasm.